AUGGCGAGCAUCAAAACCCGCAUCCUCGUCAUCUCAGACACCCACGCGGCGAGGCCUCACGCGGCGCCGGCCCCCGACGAAUUCGACGCCGCCGACCUCGUCCGCGUCGUCACCGGCUACAGAGAUCCCCUCCCGCCCGCCGACCUCGUCCUGCACUGCGGCGACCUCACGCGCCGCAGCUCCGUCCCCGAGUACGAGACCACCUUCUCCGUGCUCCGGUCCCUCGACGCGCCUCUGAAGCUCGUCAUCGCCGGGAACCACGACCUCUCGCUAGACCCCGCGUGCGACUCCCCCGAAUCGCGCGCGGUCCGGGCCGUCGCGCGAGACGCCCAGCGCGACGGCGUCGAGUAUCUGACGGAGGGCACGUACGACUUCGCCCUGGAAAACGGCGCCUCGGUCAGCGUGUACGCGAGCCAGUACACGCCCGCGUAUGGCGGCUGGGCAUUCCAGUACCCCGGCCGGCAUGAGUUCGCGAUUCCGCCCGGAGUAGACGUGGCCAUGACCCACGGUCCGCCGUACGGCGUGUUGGACGAGGCUGGCCUGUCCGGGGCGCUGGGGCAUCCGCCGCACCACGCGGGAUGUGGCCAUCUCUUCGAGGCGGUUGCGCGUGCGAGACCGCGGAUUCAUUGCUUUGGCCAUAUACACGAGGGAUGGGGCGCGUAUCGGGGUACGUGGCUUCACAGAGACGCGCCGGGGUCUGCGGCAUCUCGGCCGACCGAGGAAUGUGUCAUGGACGGCGCUGCGUCCGGUCCGAUUCAGACGUUGGACGGGCUGCGACCAAUGUGCGCGGCCGACAACAGGGGGAGGUCUGCGGAAGCAAGGCAGAGGCUGGCACACCUCAGCAAUCAGCGCGGAUGCUAUAUUGAUUGGACGUAUGAGAAGGCACAUGUUGAUCCAGGGAGGCAGACCCUGUUUCUCAACGCAUCAGUCAUGGACAUCAGAUAUCGGCCCUCACAGUUGCCGUGGAUAGUUGACCUGGACUUGCCCAGUGCCGAGAACAAACAUCGACGACAUCGGACCAGCGAGCACGCUACACUUGAGACGAUGCAGAAUUUACAGAACACCAAGAGUCAUCAUGUGUAG
Molecule: messenger RNA, 1083 nt
Organism: Metarhizium album ARSEF 1941
Lineage: Eukaryota; Fungi; Ascomycota; Sordariomycetes; Hypocreales; Clavicipitaceae
Product: ser/Thr protein phosphatase family protein
Exons: 1
Coding region: 1-1083 (360 amino acids)
Molecular function (GO): hydrolase activity
Source: RefSeq, a predicted model, not a curated record